This is a messenger RNA of Dermacentor albipictus, 285 nucleotides long. Its product is annotated as keratin-associated protein 19-4-like. NCBI's taxonomy places the organism in Eukaryota, Metazoa, Arthropoda, Arachnida, Ixodida, Ixodidae. The record is from RefSeq and is a predicted model, not a curated record.
AUGGCGAAGAAGAUGGCCUUGCUUGCGGCCCUGUGUCUCACUAUUGCCGUCGUCUCGGGCGGUUAUCUUGGCCUGGGAUACGGAGGUCUCGGCUACGGUGGCCUCGGCUAUGGUGGCCUCGGCUACGGCUAUGGUCUAGGAUAUGGAGGCUACGGAAUCGGAUACGGAGGCUAUGGAUUGGGCUACGGCGGCCUUGGCUACGGCGGACUAGGGUACGGCCUUGGAUAUGGCGGCGGUGGAUACAAGAAACUUAUUGGAUUUGGCUACGGAGGAUACUAUGGAUAA